AUGUCUCUUUGUAACAAAGUGUUGGUGAAUCUCUCCGAGAAUGAGCAUAGGAAUGGGAGUGGGAUUGAGAUUGCUAAUCUCUCUGGUACUGGUUUAGCCAGCUCUAUGGGAGAGGCAGGAGGGGACAUUCUGAAACAGUGUAUCAUUGCUGUCCUGUGUGUUCUGAUCAUCCUGGGCAAUACGGCCGUGUUAUUGGUGAUCUCCUCGCCAGUUUCUGGCUGGUCCAAAAACAGCCGCCUGGUCCUGAUUUCAUUGACCGGGGCUGAUGCUGCCCUCGCUCUGAUAGUCAUCCCUCUGAAUUUAUAUGGUAGCAGUGUACCCCAGCUCCGAAACCAGGCCGACUCCCCCUUCUGUCACAUUGUGGUCUUUCUAGACGCCAGCAUCCUAACUUCCUCCAUCUAUUCCCUGGCUACUAUCAGUAUCGAGCGCUACAUCGCUGUAUUCUUCCCACUCAGGUACAGCACGGUGAUGACCAACUGCAGGAUCAAAGCUCUCAUUGCACUGGUUUGGCUUUUGCCACCCAUCCUCUCUUUUCCCCUCUCCAUCCCUCGGGGAAUUGUCAAAGUUUACUUCUCCAGAGCAUCUUUGAUAUGUAAUCUGGAUUUCUCCAGCAAUGUCACCUAUUCUCUCCUGCUGACUGCAUUCAUCUUCUUCCCCUGCUCACUCAUCAUGACUUUUGCCAAUUUCCGUCUCUGGUUUGUAGCCAGGAGUCAGAGGAAUCGCUUUAAACCGAAGAAGGCGAACAGGAGACACGAUGCUGCUUCCAGAAUCCUUCUGCCUGUAGUUAUCGUCUAUUAUAUCUGCUGGUGCCCUUGCGUUUGCAACAUGAUCUACCAGGCUCUAACACAGCAGGGGGCAUCAGAGUGGUUGGAAUUCGUUGCCCUGUGGUUACCGUGUGGAAAUGGUUUCUUCAACUGCAUUGUGUACUUCUGGUUAAACCGAAGUUUCCGCAAAAAGUUUCAGGAAAUGGGGCAAAAUCUCUGCUUGUCCGAAUGGUUUGUUACCCGAGAUGGUGCAAUUUCUCAAGUUCCAAAUGGAAAGCUACUCGUGAAAGUUCAGAAACAGCAUGGUGAUGCAAAAGCAAGGGACAGCAGCAUCUCCUCUAUGUGUAAUUUGGUGUCCUUCAGCAGUGAAACCAUUUUGUCAAAUACGUAG
Messenger RNA from Hemiscyllium ocellatum (epaulette shark), 1155 nucleotides. RefSeq lists its product as uncharacterized. Gene Ontology annotation, cellular component: membrane. Gene Ontology annotation, biological process: G protein-coupled receptor signaling pathway. Bases 1 to 1155 code for a protein of 384 amino acids. Gene Ontology annotation, molecular function: G protein-coupled receptor activity. The record is from RefSeq and is a predicted model, not a curated record. Lineage: Eukaryota; Metazoa; Chordata; Chondrichthyes; Orectolobiformes; Hemiscylliidae. The transcript is spliced from 2 exons.